GUAUUGAGCUGGCUCCAUCCAGAAACUCAAGCAUCAAUAACACGAUGCUCGCAGCCAAUGUCAGGAAUGACAAAUAAAAGAUGUCCAGAUGACGAAUGGUUUUUGAAACAAAUAGUAUCUGCUAAUGCACAUACUCAUCAACUGCUUAUAUUCGAUGCCCGGCCAAUCGUUAAUGCAAAGGUGAAUAAAGCAAAAGGAGGCGGCUAUGAAGAGUCUUAUGAUCAAUGCCACUUGCUCUUCCUCAACAUUCACAAUAUACACGUUGUUCGAGAGUCGCUAAGAAAGCUGAAGGAUUGCUUGUUUCCUCGUGUUGAUGAGAAGAAUUAUCUAAAGCUAGUGGAUGAAUCGAAAUGGUUGAACCAUAUACAAUCCAUAAUCGAAGGAGCUGUACAGAUUGUUUCUGAAGUAGAGCAAAACCGGAACUCGGUUCUUGUGCAUUGCUCGGAUGGAUGGGAUCGUACCGCUCAACUUACCGCUCUGGCAAUGAUCCAGCUUGAUCCCUACUAUCGCACAAUUAAGGGUUUUGCUGUACUUAUAGAGAAAGAAUGGUGCAGUUUUGGUCAUAAGUUUGCACAUAGGAUUGGUCAUGGAGAAGACAAGUCUUCAGAUGGAGAAAGAUCACCAGUUUUUGUUCAGUUUAUCGAUUGUGUUUGGCAGCUUCUGCAGCAGGUUGGUUGUCUAUGA
Molecule: messenger RNA, 684 nt
Organism: Strongylus vulgaris
Lineage: Eukaryota; Metazoa; Nematoda; Chromadorea; Rhabditida; Strongylidae
Source: the annotation of a GenBank genome assembly